GAUUGGGAACGAGACCGGUGACGUCAUCGUGAAGCGGUACCUGAACUAUGACCUUGACCCCCACUAUGACCUGAAGGUGACCAAUGAGAAAGCAGAGAAAAGGAAAGAGAUCAAAAUCAGAAUCUCGGUGGAGGACGACCCAAACUACCCUCCUUUCUUCAAUCCCAACUGCUACAUCCCACCUCGGACUAGGAACACAUCAGAGAUAUGGCCAUUUAUGGGGACACUCCAUUCCUUCCUUGGAUAUCAGAACUUAAUCGACAACCGCAGAAAUGGGUCACGGUCGGUGAUGGUCUUGGACAACGAUCUUUGCGACGCAAAGGUAUACAAAGUAUACAAGGGUGACUUUUGGGACCACACCCUACCAGAAGGGACCACGCCUUUCUUCAACUUAGAGUGCACCAACGAUCAGGAGCCGAGACGGAGCACACCUACCAUCACACCAUACUGGAACGCGUCCUAUGACCGCCCGGAUGACAGCGCGAUCGACCCUCGGUGGUUCGUGGACAAGCCGAACAAAAAGUACCUCAGACACAUGCUCAUGGAGCUCAACCUCAAAGACAUGAUGACACACACACCCUCGAUCUACAAAUGCACCAUAGAACUCCAGGCUCCAAAUUUUGGGAUGAAAGCUAGCAUGGAAUUCAGUGUUGAAACCUUAGGAUGCCCUGUUGGCUUCUACGGAGGCAAUUGCAGUGAGGUGUGUGCGUGCCAAAAUGGCGCCAGCUGCCAUCCAUUCAAUGGCGCCUGCAAGUGCCCGGAUGGAUGGAAGGGAAGGGCCUGUGAUAUCAAGGAUCCGAAGGUCGUCAUGUCUCCAACCUUCCAUAACGUCACUUCCGGUCAGACCGUACGGCUUAGCUGCGAGGCCGUGAGCGUCGAUCCCGUCAGCACUUUCGCCUGGGCUCUGAACGGGAGACAGCUGACGGUAGACGAUGACAAGAUGGUGACCCUCCGAGGAUUCAACACUAAAUUCAACAGGACCUUCGUGAACAGCACAAUUACUGUGACGAUCUCCAGUCUUGAUAUGUCUGGGGAGUACGCAUGCGCAUACAGGGCCCCGGAUGGAAGGAUCUACCGACAGUUUGCUAAAGUGGCCUUAGAAGGUGAGUCCAUUGCUCUGUACGCUGUCAGCGCCCUUGCCUCCCUGUUUCUCCUGGCUCUGAUUGGUCUGGGCUUUCUGCAGUACAAGCGCACCGCGAAAGAGAAGGCUGUCGCCAUGGUGACCAAAAAUGACCCGGAUGUGAGGAAACCCCUUGCUGAGUUCCCGGAUAUGGUCCGCAGGGCAACUGUCGAGAACGAAUACGUCGUGUAA
Molecule: messenger RNA, 1312 nt
Organism: Branchiostoma floridae (Florida lancelet)
Lineage: Eukaryota; Metazoa; Chordata; Leptocardii; Amphioxiformes; Branchiostomatidae
Product: tyrosine-protein kinase receptor Tie-1-like
Source: RefSeq, a predicted model, not a curated record